AUGAAUGCCGAGGAGCGUGCCGAAAGAGAAGCAAAUGCUCGGCGAGCAAUUGCGGUGAUUGCGCACGCGAACGAGUGCACUGUCGCGGGAUGCACCUACAAAGAUCCGAUCGGAAAGAACAACAAGUGCGUCACAUACAAGAAGGUCAUCAAGCACAUGCUCACUUGCCCGAAGAAGAUCACAAAAGAGUGUCCACUGUGCACAAGUGCACUCGUUUACCAUCGUUACCACUCGGCGCAUUGCGAGAUUGACAACUGCCAGUACCCGUACUGCAUGGAUACGAAGCUGGAGUUCGGAGAGACGCCGGAUCUGAAGAAGGCGCUCGGAAACAUUCAGUUGUAGGAUCACUGCUACUCUCAAUAAAAAAUCGAUUCGUUUCUGCUUCUCUUGUUUGUCAUCAUUCCGUAUUUGACUCAUUCGAUCGAUAUCUUCAACGUCUUUUCUUCUUUUCUUCUUUUCGCAACACUUGUUUUCACAGAUUCACAGGAGAAUGGUGCUCGGACGAUACUUUCCUCUUUGGGUCUCCGAGCUUCCUCGUGAGAAAUGUCACAUUUGUCUGAAGAACAACUUCCACGAAGAAAGAACAAAAUCGUUUUUGGCGGAGAGCGGAAUUCCGCUUCAUUCAUGCCUGGAACCGUUCAGAACAUCCACCAUUCUCCGAUCGAGUUGGGCGACACGAUGAUAUGGCCACGUGGAGUUUGGAUAAGAAGAAGCUGAAUCAAGUCCGGCUCAGCGACAACUUUUCGCGAUGAGAACAAAACACUUUUGGGCACAAAUUCGACGUGAACUGUGAACGGCGAUGAUUAUGCAAAGAGCAUGGAAAGAAAUCGAGCGGCGCAAUCAAAAACACGUCGUUGCUCUCCUUUUUCUCAACAAUAUUUCUUAAUCGAUCCACGAAUAGAAUCGGUGAGUUGGAAUUGAGACGAUUUGAGAAAAGGCGAAAGAUGGAGGUGUUUAGAGUUAAUCGAAAGUAUCAUGGGACUUCUAAAAUACAAAGACAGCUCAUCGAGUAGUGACGAAGAGAAAGUGGAGACGGAGAAGGAGAGAGAGACAGAAAACGAGUAUCGGAAACGAUUGAGGACCUAUUCGGUUGACGAGGAGGUUCUUGGGCUCACGGAGCAUUAGAAGAUGACACUUUUUUAAUAGAUAAAGUUCGGAGAGCAACUCCAGGAUGAUCUGAUCAACUCGUUCUGCGACAAGCUUCAAGCUGUGAGCCCUCGGAAGAUCGAAGCUUUGCUCGCCAUUCAAUUUCUGAUGUUUGUGAGUGCCCGGUCUACAGUAAUCCCUCUACAGUACACUUCAGAACGACACAGAAGAGAUCAAAAAGCACGUGAGUGGCGAGAAGGACGCGAUGCAGGUGCUCUACGAUCGGACGAGAAGCCACUACGUGCUUGUGCAGUAAGAUCCCAUCGAUCUUUCUACGGAACCUCAUCGGAACUGUUUUAGUUUCGACCCAAAAAUCCGGACAAUAUUUCUGAUGGACAGUCUGCAACCGUUCGGCGACGGCAAUCCGCUGGUUCCUCCAAAAACUAUGCACACCCUCAACCUUUCUUCAGGUAAUCACCGAGAUCGCCAACCAAAUCGCUCAUCUCUUCGGCCACCUCUUCGCCAGUACCAUUCCGAUUACGGUCGACAAAGAGUUUGAGCAUCAGGUACCGUAGGGUCUACCGUGAUCCCAAUGGCUUCCUUCCUUCCAGUCUGACAACUUUUCGUGCGGAUACCGAGUGAUCGGAGCGCUUGUGGACCUGGCCAGACAGCGAAACCCCGCCAAGUAUCGAUUCAUUCAGUUUCCUCUAAAAUAAGUGUGAUUUUAGCUACAAAUACAGUCGUCAGGCGAUUUUGCACUUUCUGAAAAUGGUGCUCAAUGAGCCGAACCCGACGUGGCAAAUGUUUGAGAGCGCAAAGUUUGGCGUCGAAAAGAAGUACAUGGGCAGGAGCGUUGUCACGAUGCGCAUGUCGAAUCCCGCCUUUUCCAAGUGAGACCCACAAAAGUUCGUCUGAUUUCUCUCCUCUUCUUCAGAAGCACCUCGUCGAGUCUGGCGUCGAGUCGAGCCACGAGCCGGGCUUCGAGCAGAGCUUCCAGCAGACCUUCGAGCCGCGAAUCCUCCACAUCGUCGGCGAAAGCGACGGGCAAACGGGUGAGACUGCACUACUCUGGCCAAGCGUAGAAAGCCAGUCUUAAGGCAUCCGCCGGCGGCACCGUCGUCCUCGAGAUGGACGAAGAGAUGUCGUGCUGGAGCGUCGAAGACGUGGCGAUGGAGACGGCCGAAUCGGAAGAGCGGACGGCGAUGUCCCCAUUGGGAAUGUCGCUUUCGGCGCUCGGCGGAGAAGUUCUCGGAUGGCUGCACGCGAUUUACGCGCCCUGGAAGCCGUACUUUCGUCGUGGCCACGGGAAAAUGAAUCAUUUUGACGAAUGA
Molecule: messenger RNA, 2417 nt
Organism: Caenorhabditis sp. 36 PRJEB53466
Lineage: Eukaryota; Metazoa; Nematoda; Chromadorea; Rhabditida; Rhabditidae
Source: the annotation of a GenBank genome assembly